AUGCCUAUCGAUGAAGAUACUGUUCACAAACACUUAAGAUCGCUAAAAACAAAAAAAGCAAUUGGUCUCGAUCAUAUAUGUGCGCGUCUUCUAAAAGACAGUGCUAAUGUGACUGUCCCAUGCCUAACUCACUUGUUUAACAAAUCAUUAUCUUCAUCGAAAUUCCCAACG
Paramuricea clavata is the source of this 171-nucleotide messenger RNA. The record is from the annotation of a GenBank genome assembly. Lineage: Eukaryota; Metazoa; Cnidaria; Anthozoa; Malacalcyonacea; Plexauridae.